Messenger RNA from Poecilia latipinna (sailfin molly), 6312 nucleotides. RefSeq names its product nuclear receptor coactivator 2 (gene ncoa2). Gene Ontology annotation, cellular component: nucleus. The transcript has 21 exons. Gene Ontology annotation, molecular function: protein dimerization activity; nuclear receptor binding. Gene Ontology annotation, biological process: cellular response to hormone stimulus; positive regulation of transcription by RNA polymerase II. The record is from RefSeq and is a predicted model, not a curated record. NCBI's taxonomy places the organism in Eukaryota, Metazoa, Chordata, Actinopteri, Cyprinodontiformes, Poeciliidae. Bases 774 to 5357 code for a protein of 1527 amino acids.
CUUUUGAAAUGUUUUGAUGGUCUAUUUAUUUGAUAGAGGAACAGUGUUCCUUCAAGCCUGGUAGUUAUUGAAGGUUUAAAGCAGAUAAUUGAGUAACUGUGGCUGUAAGAAUAAUACAAAAAAAAUGUAUUUGUCACUAAUCCACUGUUGUUUACAUGAAAUCUGUCAAGAUUCAUGGAAAAAUCAUUGACAGAACUGCGUAACUGUUACAGCAGAAGAUGUGGAGCACAUUUCCCCUGCUGGACUCUUGAGCUGAACUGUCAGGCAGCUGCAAGCUGCUGAGUGAGCUGCAGAUGUGCAGAGUUGCUGUGUACGGCCCACCAAAAAGGCCCGGUAGUGUAUGUGAGCAAAAAAGUAAAAAAUAAAUUUAAAAAAAAAAAUGCUUUGAAGACAUUGUCGGGUUAGGUUUUCAAACGUUGUUUUUAUUCUAAAUUCAACCAAAAACAAUGCUGUGUUUACACCAAUGUCCUCUCCCGGGGACUUCAAAUAACACUUUAGCUGUUUUCUGGAUUUCAUUACAAUAGAUAAUGAAACAGAAGAAGUCUCGUUUACAGAAUAAAUGUCACACUUACCGUGCUGUUCAAGGAUGUGCUCCUAGGAUGCUUUUGCAUGACACCGGUUGAUUGCCACUGCGGAGAGCUCAAUUCGAGUGUUGCUGUUGUUUCUCCCAGCAGGGAGAAGAGAGUGAUGUGUAAAGGUUUCCAGGAUUCAUCAUCUUGCAGCAAUGGCCUGAGGGACUCUCUGGACUAAGACCACGACGCUGAUAUGCAUUGAUGAUGAGUGGAGUCGGUGAAAACUCAUCUGACCCUGCAAGGGCAGAAGCACGAAAACGCAAAGAAUGCUCCGCCGAACUCAUAGGACCCAGUCCCAAGCGGAGCAACGAGAAGCGCAACCGCGAGCACGAGAACAAGUAUAUCGAAGAGCUCGCCGAGCUGAUCUUCGCCAACUUCAACGACAUCGACAACUUCAACGUCAAACCUGACAAAUGUGCAAUCCUGAAGGAAACUGUGAAACAGAUCAGGCAAAUAAAGGAGCAAGAAAAGGCUGCAGCAGCAAACGAGGAGGAGGUGCAGAAGGCUGAUGUCUCAUCAACAGGCCAAAGUGUGAUUGACAAAGACGCCUUGGGACCAAUGAUGCUGGAGGCCCUCGACGGCUUCUUCUUCGUGGUGAACAUGGAGGGCAACAUCGUGUUCGUGUCUGAGAACGUGACCCAGUACCUGCGCUACAACCAGGAGGAGCUGAUGAACACCAGCGUGUACAGCGUGCUGCACGUCGGCGAUCACGCCGAGUUCAUCAAGAACCUGCUGCCUAAAUCCCUCGUCAAUGGCGUCCCGUGGUCCAGCGAGGGUCCGAGGAGGAACAGCCACACGUUCAACUGCCGAAUGCUGGUGAACCCGCACAGCGAGAACCAGGACGAGUCGCACGAUCCCCAGCAGCAGAAAUAUGAGACCAUGCAGUGUUUUGCAGUGUCAGAACCCAAGUCCAUCAAGGAGGAAGGAGACGACUUCCAGUCGUGCCUGAUCUGCGUGGCUCGGAGGGUGCCCACGAAGGAAAGGCCCAUGCUUCCCACGCAUGAGAGCUUCACCACUCGCCAGGACCUGCAAGGUAAGAUUACGUCGCUGGACACGAGUCUACUGCGAGCGUCCAUGAAGCCAGGCUGGGAGGAUCUAGUACGGCGCUGCAUCCAGAGGUUCCACCUGCAGAACGACGGGGAGAUAUCCUUUGCCAAGAGACACCAGCAAGAAGUUCUCCGCCACGGUCAAGCGUUCAGUCCAAUCUACCGGUUCUCCCUCUCUGAUGGAACCAUCGUUUCUGCCCACACCAAGAGCAAACUGGUGCGCUCAUCUGCCACUAACGAACCCCAGCUCUACAUGUCCCUGCACCUCCUACAGAGAGAGCACCCGGUGUGUGGAAUGGGUCAGGACAUGGGUGGACAGGAAACGGGGAUGACCCCCAAACCGAUGAACCCCUCCACUCCCUCCAUGACUCCACCGACCCCGUGCGGUUUGCCCGGUUUGGGGCUUCAGGGCCAAGACACUACGAUCAGCAGCAACAGCACGCCUUUCUCUCCCCCGGGCCCCGCCGGCCCCAGGGAGCCAGCAGCCAUGGGGGGCCACAUGCAGGGCUACCGCUUCGGCUGCCCCCCUCCACACCCUAACUACACCGGGGGCAUGCAGCCGCCGCAGCAGGGCCCCAACUGGAGGAUGAACAGCCCUUCUCGUGCCAGCCCCAGUCCAGCUGGGGGGCCCCACCCGCCUCAGCAGAACUCUAUGCUGUCGCCAAGGCACCGGGGCAGCCCAGGGGGCGCGGGGAGCCCCCGUGUAGCCGGGGGCCUGCAGUCGCCCUCUCCUGUCGGGAUGUGCAGCAGCGGCCCUGGAAGCGCGGGCAGCGCCCAUUCUAACAGCUACACUAGCAGCUCUCUGUCCGCUCUGCAGGCCCUCAGUGAGUGCCACGGUGUGGGGCACGGGCCCUCGCACGCACACACACUGGGCUCCCCUGACCGGAAGAUAGGCUCCCCAGCCGGGGUCACGCCGGGAUCAGGUGUAAACCCUCACAUGAUGUCAAAAUUCGGAGGGAGCUCGAGCAUCGCGGGCGGAGCUGGAGACUUCGGCACUCACUCGGAGGUGAAUCAGGUACACGCUCAGGCCGAGGGCAACCAAACGGAGCCCAAGGAGGAGAGGGAGGGGUCCUUGGACGCUCAUGACGCCCACAGCCGCCUCCACGACAACAAGGGAAACACCAAGCUACUGCAGCUUCUCACCACCAAACCGGAACCCCUGGAGACGCCCCUUUCGCCGGGCGGCGGAGGAGAGGGAAAGGACCAGGCUGGAGCCGGGGCCCGAGGCGGCCACGCGGUCGGGAGCACUCACGCCACCUCGCUCAAAGAAAAACACAAAAUCCUCCACCAAUUGCUCCAGAACAGUACAUCCCCUGUAGACCUGGCCAAGCUCACCGCUGAGGCUACAGGCAAGGAGCUGGGCCAGGACCAAUCACAAGGUGCUGGGAACCCGUCGUCGGGGGCAGAAAUCACUCCCAAGCAGGAGCCGUUGAGCCCCAAGAAGAAGGACAAUGCACUGCUGCGCUAUCUACUGGAUAAGGAUGACACUGUAAUGAAGGACAAGGUCUCUAAGCUGGAGCCCGGGGAGGUGAAGGUCAAGGAACACCCCCAGGUCAAGGUGGAGAAGCCGGACGCCGGAUACGAUCGGGCCGAGCAGUCAUCGGAGCUUGACGACAUCCUGAACGACCUGCAGAGCGCUCAGCCGCAGCUCUUCUGCGAGCAGCGGCCGGUUUCGCUGCCCAGUCCCAUGGACAAGCAGAACAUCUUUAAUGACAUCCUGCAGAUGUCGGAGAGCAACGCCGCCAUGGCGACGCAGCAGCAACCCAGAGGCCUCGGACCCGGCAUGGGUCAAACUAAUUUUGGCGCUGUCCGACCAGGGCAGCCGGGCAGGGCAUUACCAGUGAGGAGUGUCUCUCUGGACAUGAAUGUCCCCUCACAGCAGCCAUCAUUGCAGUACCCCAUACGGGCCAACAGCCCUUACCCUGUAAUGCAUCAGCAGCAAGGCAUGUUGGGAGGUCAUGGCAUGAUGCCCAACCAGCCUGGUAUGGGCAAUGCAGGAUUGAUGACCCAAGGUGGUCCGCGGCCAGCCAUGCAGCAGCAGCAGCAGCAGCCGGAGGGAUGGACCGGUCCAGCUUCUGCGCCUCCUAUUGGAGCUUCCGCUCCGGGACAACAAGGAGGCAUGCAGGGUAGGAUGGUGCCCGGCAAUCCUCCGAUGAGACCCAACAGCCAGCCAGCACCCCGGCCGAUGCUGCAGUCUCCACUAAUGGCCAACGCCCAACCUGAUAUGGACAUUAAUAUGGUCGGCCACCAUUUCUCCCAGCAGCAGGCUCCGCCCAAUCAGACGGCCCCUUGGCCGGACAGCAUGAUGCCAAUCGAUCAGGCGCCUUUCGUAAACCAGAACAGACCUGCACAGCAAGAUGAUCUCCUCUGCAACCCGAGUCUCGAUCAAGGCAGCGCAGUGGACGAGGGGGCCCUGAUGUCCCAGCUGUACUCGGCACUAAAAGAUUUUGACGGAUUAGAAGAGAUCGAUCGAGCUCUCGGCAUCCCCGCCCUGGUGGAACAGAGCCAGUCACUGGAACCAGAGCAGUUCCCCCCGGACCCAGCCAUCAUGUUGGACCAGAAGCCCCCAAUGUACGCGCAGCAGUUCGGCCCGCCGCCCUCCCACAUGGUGCCGAGGGGCUUUCCCGGCCCUCCCAUGCAGGAGCCCGGCUUUCACCCGAUGGCCGGCCAGAUGGGGCCCCGGCCGACCUACCCCAUGAUGAGGAUGCAGCGGCCCGGACUCAGGCCGGCUGGGGUCGCCCCGAACCAGCCCAACGCGCUGCGGCUGCAGCUCCAGCACCGGCUUCAGUCCCAACAGCAGAAAAGUCAGCCAAUGAUGACUCAGAUGCCUGGCGUGUCAAAUGUGAACCUACCUCUACGAGCCAGUGCUCCAAACCAGGGAAACAUCAACGCUCACAUGUUGGCGCAGCGUCAGCGGGAGAUGCUCAGCAACCACUUGAGGCAGCGACAGCAGCAGCAGCAGCAGCAGCAGCAGCAGCAACAGCAGCAGCAGCAGCAGCACGUUCAGCAGGCCCAGCAGGUCCAGCAGCAGCGCAGCAUAGCCAUGAGGGCCCAGGGCCUCAGCCUGCCUCCCAACAUGGCCGGAGGCCUGAGCAACCCCAGGAACCCCCAGGCCGCCCCCCAGCAGUUCCCUUACCCGCCCAGCUACGGUACCAGUACAGGCCUGGCCUCGUCACCUCCCACCAGCCCCUUCUCCUCCCCUCUCUCCCCCAGCCUCCCCACUCUGCCCCCCAACCCUCAGCUCCACCUGCAUGGCACCUCCUCUUCCUCCACCUCCUCCUCCUCACAGAUGAUGAUGGGAAACACAAACAUGAUGGGCGGACAGUAUGUGGGCGUACUCAGCCCUCAAAUGCAUCACAGUGCCUUUCAGUUUCCCAACUCAGGUAUGAGCCAACAGGCAGACGGGAGUUUUGCUGGGGCCAGCACGCCGCAGAGCCCGCUGCUUUCCCCGCGCAUGGCGCACACACAGUCCCCCAUGAUGCAGCAGGGCCAGCAGAACGCCGCUUUCCAGGGUUCCCCUGACAUGAACGGAUGGCCACAGGGUAACAUGGGAGGCAACAGCAUGUUCUCGCAGCAGCAGGCGUCGCCGCAGUUCGCCCAACAGAACAGCAGCAACAUGUACAACGGCAACAGCAUGGGCCUCAACAACCAGCUGAGCGGCCAGAUGAGCGUCACGUCCAUGGCGUCGGGGUCCUCGCCCGGCUUGCCCUCCAUGGGGCAAGAGCAGAAAUUCUGUUGACCCCCUUGAAGCUUCUUAACACGAACCUCAGCGAUCAGCUGGUGCAGGGAGCGCGUCGGCCCUUUAAGAAUCAAAAACACAAACUCGUAAGUAACCGACUGCCCCUUGGAUCAGCCGGGCCGCCCCCCGCCCCCCCCCCCCCCCCCCCCCCUCUCUCACUCCCUUUUCACCCCAACUGACCUGUUGGGCCCCGGACUGACACAGGAGUGAGCAGAAGGCCAGCCUACCUGCCCGUCCAGCUGCAUUCACCGUCGUGUGACUUACUGUAGGGCCCUCCUGGUGGGAUACACUGACUUCAGGGAGCAGAGGGGGCAUCAGUGGAUGUGUUGAAUGUAUUCCUCUCAGCGGACAGCGGCCAUCUACAAUCUCAUCUCAGAGCAGAACCGAAUUGUUCUUCUCUCUUCACUCAUUUGGGACGUUUCCUCAUGGGUUUCUAACGGCAGCAGAGACUCCCGGGUCAUGUUCAUAAGUACGAACGGAGCUCAGUCGUUUUUUUUUUUGUUUUUUGUUUUUUUUUGUUUUUUUUUUGCCUUUUUGCUGUAUUUUAUUUUAUAAUUGUUUUUUUUUUUUUCUUGUUAUGAAAAUGAAUAUGUAGAUUGAAGACAGAGGAGUGGGGGGGAAGAAAACUGAUCUUGAUAAACACUGCAGAAGAAUGAUUUGAGUGGAAUUCUAUUAGAAUAAUUUAGUCAAGAGGUUUAUAUAGUGUAUUAAAUUAAGUUUUAUUUUUCUGUAUAGAUUCAUUUUAAUUAUUGUAGAUGAUUCUUUAUCCUUGUAGCAAGAAGAUAUUCCUAAAAGUGUGAAAGAGGCACUUUUUAUCGUUUUUAACAGUAAUGGUUGAGAAGAUUCUUCUAAUCGCCUGAAUUAUGGAUUAUAAUCUUGGUCCAGCUGUUUCAGAAGAUGUCAAAAUCAAAUAUGGUUCAAAAUGAAUUGUACAUACCGAUGAGUGAAAAAAAAA